AUGAAGCUCUUUUACAAGCAUGCUCCCCGAGAUAACAGAGCUACGGAAGAUUAUGAGCAUCUUGCAAAAGAGGUGGUCUCUUAUUCUUGUGGGCUCCCAUUAACACUUAAAGUUCUCGGUUCUUUUUUGUGUGACAAGGACAUUAAUGAGUGGAAGAGUGAAUUAGUGAGACUGAAAGAGAUCAUGGAUACUGAUAUUGUGGAAAAGCUAAAAAUCAGCUUUGAUGGGCUUAAACCUGUUGAGAAAGAUUUGUUCCUGGAUAUUGCAUGUUUUUUUAGGUCGGAAUACAAAGAUGAGGCAAUGAAGAUCCUUGAUGCCUGUGGUUUUCAUCUGGUUGUAGGAGUGAAGGUGUUGAUACAAAAGGCUCUUAUAACCAUUUCAAAUGGAAAGUUUGAUAUGCAUGAUCUGGUUCAAGAAUUGGGACACUACAUUGUUAGAGGGGAGCACCCUAACAAUCCUGAAAAACAUAGUAGAGUUUGGAAGAAGGAAUAUGUUCUAAAUAUAUGUGCUAUGGAUGGAAUGGUGGUAAUGGUUUAG
This is a messenger RNA of Lactuca virosa, 537 nucleotides long. The record is from the annotation of a GenBank genome assembly. Lineage: Eukaryota; Viridiplantae; Streptophyta; Magnoliopsida; Asterales; Asteraceae.